GGCGCAUCGAAGGCAGUUGAAGCUAGGCACACUCAUGGAUGUCAGUCGUGUCAGCCACUGUGGACACACACACACACACACUACACCACACCACACCCGAUCGGUACAAAAGACCGCUGGCAUUCGAAAAACAGACGUGCACGCAGGUGAGCACACACACAGACGUGUCCGUGUCGGCGCGACAAGCACGACACAGACGCACACUCGACGAGACGACGAGACGAGAUGGAUGGAUGGACUGAGGGACACGAACAACACGGGACCCACACACGUAAAUGCAAACAGACAGACAGAGGUGACGGACCCGAUCACAUCGUAUCGAUGACGAUAGACGGACAGAUAGACAGACAGACAGACAGACAGAAGGAGAUACCGAUAAGGGGGGACGGGACGGAUGGGGAGACGGGAAAGCAGGAGGAAGAGGGGGAAGCUCAGUAAAAAGGCCGUCAUCAAAGAAUGAUGCACACUCACACUUGUUCGUCCAUCGCCGUCCAGGAGAGCCCCGCUCUCUCGCUCGCAUUCAUCGUUGACAAACACGAUGUAUACACACACGCACACACAUACAACGAAUGCGAUCCACCACCCGCCUCACCCCCUCACUUCGUUGACCCCUCCCCUUUCCUCCUCCUCUCUCUCUCUCUCUCUCUCCCUUGUCAAGUCGAGGCCAACUCUCUGAGCCCCGACCCGAAGCAGUGUUGAUGGACAACACAGGUUCGUGGAUUGAUAGAGCGUUGGCUGCCUUUCUGCUCCACCCACCCAUGCCAUGCCAUGCCAUGCAUCCAGACGCAUCCACACUAUCUGGCCUCACGUAGAAAUCACUACUAAUUGCCUGCCUGCCUGCAUCCGCAGCAGCGUUCUGCCGGCCGCCUGGCUGCCUCGAGAGACUCUCUCUCUCUCCAUCCAUCCACUCACUCACUCACUCAUCCGUCCAUCCAUCCAUCCAUUCAUCGCCCUCUCCCCCCCGAUCCUUCAUUGCCAGAGCCACACAUGUAGGUUGGGAGGUAGAAGCAAGAAAGAGAAAACUCCUGCUUAGAUUACAUUGCCCACGGUAUGAACACACACACACACUCUCUCUCACACACACACACACCCAUAGCUCCCCUUCUGACUUCAGCUACCGGCGGCUGGGGCACUUGGUCGGCUCGUCCGAUGACCACUUGCCGGUCGGCAGGCACAUCCGGGUGUCAGGCCCCUCGGGCCAGUCGUUCCCAUCACACAUGUACUCGAGGAUCUCCAGAUCGUAGCUCGAUACGCUCAGGGUGCGCUUGCGGAUCUCUGCCACGGCCUCCGGAUCGCCUGGGGGCUCCCCGCAGCCCUUGAACGCUGCACACACAAGGGGACAAUCCAGCUCAUGCCAACACUGGGUGUGGGCGGUUCGGUGUUCACUCACCUUGUUUGUCGAAGCAGGUGACCUUUGUGUCCGGGCCGCCAGGUAUCUGUAUGGGCGUCCCCGACCGCCUCGGGACGAUCACACUCCACUGGGUGACCAAAUCGGGAGCCGGGGGCAGGAACUCCGCCGUAGACAUCAACGACAGACAGUCGGGGUUGAUCUCUAGACCCACAAACCAAAACUGCGCCCAGCCGACACGACAAACGAUGCAUUUGUGUCACCCUCCUGUGAGAGUAUGUGUGUUUCUGUGCGUGGGAGGUCACCUGGCCGUUAGGGCACCUGGCGAUAUUCCAGUAAGGCAGCAGCCGAGGGGUGUCGCCGACCGUGAUCUGAGCCCAGUAGGGCGCGCCGGAAUGCACCGUGCUGUUUCUGUCAGGCCAGACCUCAUACAGAGCGAAAUGCGCCUGCGAGCCAACAAACACACCAUCAUCACACAAUAGUCGGCUCACGCAAGCGACGUGUCUUCCAUCUCACCAUUGGGUCCAUUCUGGCGUACCAGCCGCCGGCGUGUGGCGUGACCUGAUCGUGUGCUUGGCCCUCAAACUCCACUGGCCCGCUGGACAGGUACACGAACGGGCAGUACGUGUCGUCGUCAAAUGUCUGGGCCGCUCCACCUGUUGCCCACACGACGCGACAAAGUAGUCUGCAGUGACGCCGACGUUCGUUUUCUCCCCCUCUUUUGAAGGGCAUACGUGGCAAGCAUUUGAUCUCGGUGUCAGGGCGCCACUUGCCGUCCGGCCAGCACCAGACCUGGUCAGGCCCUAGCCUAUCUUGUUCCUGGUCGAUGCAGGCUUCGCUGUAGCCCAUCACCCUGAACAGCCUGAUGUUCUCUAGCGAAGUGAAGAAGGCCCCGCUCUCUGGAAUUAUGUCGAUGGACGACUCGGGCAACGAAUCCUCCGAACAGACCCCUGACAGACACACAGACAGACAGACAGACAGACAGAGAGGGGGAGGGAGGGAGGCAGAGAGAGACACAGAGACACAGAGGGGUUAGAAGACUUUCAUUUAUGUGUGAGUCUCGGGGGGACACGCAGGUGGCUAGCUCACUUGGUCGCACACACUCGAUCUUGAAGUCCUCGAUUUCCACAUAAGCCCUGUCCUCCCUCGCCUCCCACCCACCACCCUCCUCCGGCAGCUCCCCGCCCGCCCCCGCCUUGCUCCGAAAACCCCCCAGGCACACAGCGGCGUCCGACAGAGGCCGCCCCGCACCCGGCGCCCAACCCAUGUGCCACCGGUUGUCUCGCGGGCACCAGAUGAUCAUGUUCUUGAGGAACGUGGGUUUGCCGAUGAAGAGGUUGGGGUGCGCUAUCUGGAUCCAUGCGGGUUUCCCUCCCCAUUCGCCAUUCUGCAUCGAAUUGAGGAAGGUCCUGAGGCCGAGGUCGAUGAUAGCGGAUCGGUCCGCCCAGAGGUAGUAGCCCGCCAGUGGGCUGACUUGCUGGCUCUUGGGGUCGACGCUCAUCGUGGGUGUGGUCACCUUGAGCAGUCGACAGCCGCCUGAUGACGGCCACACACAACGAACAAACAAGAUGCACACCCCACCCACAGACAGACACAGAUGCAUGCGGUCACCGCACUCACCGGUAGGUAUCGGCGGCAGGGCAAUGACGUCCGCAUCCUCUCGCCCGAUCGCCUCCACCGGCUCAUCAGUCCCCUCCUCGUGAUCGCCGUUCUCCGCGGGCUCGCCCUCAGCCGAGGCCGGUGCGGUCGUCACCGCACCAGCACCAGCAGAAGGGGUAGGCUUCGGAGUGCUCGACGUUGUUGUGGUACUCGUCGUUGUCUGGGCCUCCCUCUGGCUUGCCUGCGGACCAACGCUGGCUGGCUCGCCGUUCGACGGCUCCACGAGAGGUGCUGUUGUUUCUGCCGCCGCUGCUGCGCCAGGGCCGUCAACCUCUUCCUGCGGCUGUUCUUGUUCGUCGCAAUCGCCGCCAUCGAGGUUGCAUUUGGCGAUGUUGCAGGCCUCGUCGCAGACACCGUCGCCGAUGAAGUCGAGUUCGCAGGCAUACCCAGAGGCAUCGGCGCACUCGGUUGCUGAUACGGACUCACACGCGGGGCGUGGACAUGCACUAUCACCUGAACACACGACAGACAGACAGAGAGUGGACGCAUUCAUUCACACACGCAGUGUGCUUGUCGUGUGUUUGUCAUCUCACCACCCUGCAGUCGCCGCCUCCCUCGCCUCACUCGACCACUCCCCAUCACCGCCACCACCCAUAACGCCACCAGGACCACCCACACGGCCCUCCAGUGCAUCUGCGAUCCCGAAAAAGAUGAUGGAAACCACUCGCCUCAGGCCCACUGAACGGCCCGUCGGCCCGUCAUCGUGGAGUGGCUGCUGGUCUUCACACUUCUUGGCCUCGGCACGACAGCUGGCGUCCUCCUGAUACUGCUUGUCGCAGACCGACAGAGAGAUGAGAGAUAGGAGGAGGAUUGAUCCAACAGAUUAAGUGAAGCACUCAGGGGUACUGUGCAUCUUCCCAACCACUGUAUGGCAUGGGGCACGAAAAAAACUGACGG
Messenger RNA from Vitrella brassicaformis, 3904 nucleotides. Lineage: Eukaryota; Vitrellaceae. The record is from the annotation of a GenBank genome assembly.